AUGGCGUCCUCCUCGGUGCCCCCGCUCACCGCGCCCCAGGUCCGCCAGCAGUUCUUCGACUUCUUCAAGUCGAAACAGCACCCCUUCGUCCCUUCUUCAUCCACUAUCCCCUAUGAAGACCCCACGUUGCUGUUCGCCAAUGCGGGCAUGAACCAGUACAAGGGGAUCUUCCUCGGGACAGUUGAUCCCCAGUCGGAGCUCGCGCGACUCAAACGCGCAUACAACAGCCAGAAGUGUAUUCGCGCGGGUGGAAAGCACAACGAUUUGGAGGAUGUCGGGAAGGACUCCUAUCACCACACGUUCUUCGAGAUGCUAGGCAAUUGGUCUUUUGGUGACUACUUCAAGAAAGAAGCCAUCGACUACUCCUGGGAGCUAUUGACGGAUGUGUACAAGCUGCCCAAGGACUGUCUCUACGUCACCUACUUCGAGGGCGACGUCAAGAACGGUCUGGAACCCGAUCUGGAGGCCAAACAGUUCUGGCUGGACGUUGGUGUAGCGGAAGAUCACAUCAUUCCUGGAAAUGCGAAGGACAACUUCUGGGAAAUGGGUGCCACCGGUCCUUGCGGUCCCUGCAGUGAAAUACACUUCGACCGGAUAGGUGGUCGCAACGCCGCGCACCUCGUCAACCAGGACGACCCCGACGUACUUGAGAUCUGGAACAACGUCUUUAUCCAGUUCAACCGCGAAGACGACGGCUCGCUCAAGUCUCUCCCCUCAAAACACGUCGACACGGGCAUGGGUUUCGAACGUCUCGUCUCUGCCAUUCAGAAUAAGCGCUCCAAUUAUGACACGGACGUGUUCACCCCUCUCUUUGAGAAGAUCCAGGCGGUGACGGGCGUGCGCCCAUACGCCGGCAAGUUCGGUGAGGAGGACGAGAACGGCAUCGACACUGCGUAUCGUGUCAUCGCGGACCACGUCCGCACCCUUACGUUCGCCCUCAGCGACGGCGGGGUCCCCAACAAUGUCGGACGUGGCUAUGUCCUCAGGCGAAUCCUCCGCCGCGGAUGCCGGUUCGCGAGGAGAAAGAUGGGCGUCCAAAUAGGAUCGUUCUUCUCGUCCCUGGCUCCUGUUCUCAUCGAGCAAAUGGGCUCGGUGUUCCCUGAGAUCACUCAGAAAUACGAUGAGAUUAAGGAGAUUCUCGACGAAGAAGAGGAAUCAUUCUCGCGCACGCUUGACCGCGGCGAGAAGUUGUUCGAGCAGUACGCGAAGAAAGCUCUCGAUGCCGGCCAGAAGGAGCUUAGUGGCAAGGACGUCUGGCGACUCUACGACACGUACGGCUUCCCCGUUGAUCUCACGCGACUCAUGGCGGAAGAGCUCGGGUUGGGAGUCAACGAAGCUGAAUUCGAGGCUGCCCAGGCCGCCUCGAAAGAGGCGAGUAAGGCAGGCGUCAAGAAGGGUACCGGAGAGGCGGUUGCCCUCGAUGUCCAUGACCUCGCUGCACUUGAGAAGAACUCUGGGGUUCCCAAGACGAAUGACUCCGCAAAGUUCCAGCAGGGCAACAUCUCCGCGAAAGUUGUCGCAAUCUACUCCAAGAAGACUUUCCUGCAGUCGACAGAGGAGACUCCCGAAGACUCCUCAUUCGGCAUUCUGCUCGAUCGCACGAGCUUCUAUGCGGAGUCCGGUGGUCAAGAGUACGACACUGGCAGCAUCAUUAUCGACGGUGUCGCGGAGUUCGAGGUCACGAACGUGCAAGUUUUCAACGGCUACGUGCUCCACAUCGGCAACAUGAAGUACGGGAAACUCAGUGUUGGGGACGAGAUUGUUUCUUGCUACGAUGAGCUCCGCCGAUGGCCUCUGCGCAACAACCACACGGCAACACAUAUCCUCAACUACUGCCUGCGCGAUGUGCUCGGCGACCAUAUCGACCAGAAGGGGUCUCUUGUCGCAACUACGAAGCUCCGCUUUGAUUUCUCGCACAAGGCGCAGGUGUCUACUCCUGAGCUCACGAAGAUUGAGAACAUGAGCCAAGACUGGGUGAAGCGCAAUGUGCGCGUGUUCGCGAAGGAGGUAUCCCUCCCCGUCGCGCAGAAGAUCUACUCCCUACGCGCCGUGUUCGGCGAGUCUUACCCCGAUCCUGUCCGUGUUGUUGCGCUAGAGCACGACGUCGAGGAGAUCGAGAAGGACCUCGAGAACCCGAAGUGGAGGAAAACGAGCAUCGAGCUCUGCGGUGGGACGCACGUUGCACGAACAGGCGAGAUCAAGGACUUCAUCGUCACGGAAGAGUCCGGCAUCGCGAAAGGCAUUCGCCGACUCGUUGCCGUCACCGGGCACGAGGCCGCAGAGGCGCGCAGACUCGGGGAGCAGCUCGAGGCGCAGCUCAACCGGAUCGAGAGCAUGGCAGACGCCGAGAAGGAUGCCACGCUCAAGACGUACACGGUGACGAUCAACCAGGCGGAUAUCUCGCUGCUCAAGAAGAACGAGCUCCGUGAUCGCCUGACGACGGUGCGCAAGGCGUUCGACAAGUACCUCAAGGACAAGGAAGCUGCCGCGAACAAGGCGGCGGGCGAGGCGCUCCAAGACUACUUCAAGGAGAACCCCGACGCCCCGGUGUACUAUGCGCAGCUGGACGUGAACGCGAACGCGAAAGUGAUGCAGGCCGUCGUGCUCCAGGCGAAGAAGCUGUCCAAGUCGAUCUACAUCUUCAGUGCGGACACCGCCGGGGGCAAGGUCGCGCACGUCAACGCCGUCUCGGACGCCGCAAAGGCGAAGGGCGUCGAUGGCCGCGAGUGGGCGAACGUCGUCGUCGAGAUCCUUGGGGGCAAGGCGGGCGGCAAGCCCGACGGUGCGCAGGGCGUGGGCACGGAAACCUCGAAGAUCUCCGAGGCCCUCGAGGCCGCGCGUAAGCAUUUCGAGACAAAGCUAUCCAGCUGA
Molecule: messenger RNA, 2871 nt
Organism: Epithele typhae
Lineage: Eukaryota; Fungi; Basidiomycota; Agaricomycetes; Polyporales; Epitheliaceae
Product: tRNA synthetases class II (A)-domain-containing protein
Exons: 12
Coding region: 1-2871 (956 amino acids)
Biological process (GO): alanyl-tRNA aminoacylation; tRNA modification
Cellular component (GO): mitochondrion; cytoplasm
Molecular function (GO): aminoacyl-tRNA deacylase activity; amino acid binding; ATP binding
Source: RefSeq, a predicted model, not a curated record